Molecule: messenger RNA, 1559 nt
Organism: Molossus molossus (Pallas's mastiff bat)
Lineage: Eukaryota; Metazoa; Chordata; Mammalia; Chiroptera; Molossidae
Gene: COX15
Product: cytochrome c oxidase assembly protein COX15 homolog
Exons: 9
Coding region: 105-1346 (413 amino acids)
Biological process (GO): heme A biosynthetic process
Cellular component (GO): mitochondrial inner membrane
Molecular function (GO): oxidoreductase activity, acting on NAD(P)H, heme protein as acceptor
Source: RefSeq, a predicted model, not a curated record
GGAGCCGCUGUGUGCGACUGGGCAGUGCCUCGCCUUUCUGAAGCCGAAAGGGGAGCCUGCAGGGUGCUGGGGUGUGGAGGUGGCGGCCUUGCACUGUCCUCAGUAUGCAGCGGUUACUCUUUCCGCCCUUGAAGGCCUUGAUGGGGAGCCCGUGUCUCCGACUCCUGGUUCCCAGGGCAGCGCCUAGAACGCAGUGUGGCUGCAGCUGUGGAAUCAGGAGCCUCUUGAGGCCAGGGCAAUACAGCACAAUCUCUGAAGUAGCUUUACAAUCUGGAAGGGGUACAGUAUCCCUUCCCUCACAGGCUGCUGAGCGGGUGGUGGGCCGAUGGCUCUUGGUCUGCAGUGGAACAGUGGCUGGAGCAGUUAUUCUUGGUGGAGUAACGAGGUUGACAGAAUCUGGGCUCUCAAUGGUAGACUGGCAUUUAAUAAAGGAGAUGAAGCCACCUACAAGCCAAGAUGAAUGGGAAGCAGAAUUCCAAAAAUACCAGCAAUUUCCAGAAUUUAAAAUCUUGAAUCAUGAUAUGACAUUGGCAGAAUUCAAGUUCAUUUGGUAUAUGGAGUACUCACACCGAAUGUGGGGUCGCCUUGUAGGCCUUGCAUACAUCCUGCCUGCAGCCUACUUCUGGAGAAAGGGCUGGCUCAGCCGCAGCAUGAAAGGCCGUGUUCUUGCCCUCUGUGGCCUGGUGUGCUUCCAGGGUCUUUUGGGGUGGUACAUGGUGAAAAGUGGAUUAGAAGAAAAACCAGAUUCUCAUGACAUCCCUCGGGUCAGUCAGUACCGCCUCGCUGCCCACCUAGGAUCAGCCCUUGUUCUUUAUUGUGCCAGCUUGUGGACCUCGCUCUCACUGCUGCUUCCUCAGCACAAGUUGCCUGAAACCCGCCAGCUCCUGUGGCUGAGACGAUUUGCUCACGGAACCACGGGCCUAGUGUUCCUCACAGCUCUCUCAGGGGCUUUUGUGGCAGGACUGGAUGCUGGACUUGUUUAUAACUCCUUCCCCAAGAUGGGAGAAUCUUGGAUCCCAGAGGACCUCUUUACCUUCUCCCCCACCCUGAGGAAUGUUUUUGAGAAUCCCACCAUGGUGCAGUUUGAUCACCGGAUUCUGGGAAUCACUUCAGUCACUGCCGUUACAGCGCUCUACUUCCUGUCCCGGAGAAUUCCCCUCCCUCGAAGGACCAAGAUGGCCGCAGUGACUCUGCUGGCUGUGGCGUAUACACAGGUGGCCUUGGGCAUUAGCACUCUGCUGAUGUACGUUCCAACUCCUUUGGCUGCCACUCACCAGUCAGGCUCCUUGGCUCUGCUCAGUGUUGCCCUCUGGCUCAUGAAUGAACUCCGAAGAGUCCCAAAAUAAUUCUAAGAGGACCAGCUGCGUAGGACUGAAAUUGCUUUAGAGAGCUCCUAAGAGCACAAGAACUUGGAUUUUGCUGAGGAUUACCUUGGCAUAUCCUGUGGUUUCCAAAUUGGUCAAGUUUUAAAAAUUCUUUGCCUGUUUCUGAAAGUCACUGGAUCAAGCCCUGGCCAGUUUGGCUCAGCAAUUAGAGCAUCAGCCUGUGGACUGAAGGGU